Molecule: messenger RNA, 2561 nt
Organism: Calypte anna (Anna's hummingbird)
Lineage: Eukaryota; Metazoa; Chordata; Aves; Apodiformes; Trochilidae
Product: netrin-4-like
Exons: 10
Coding region: 462-2378 (638 amino acids)
Biological process (GO): cell migration; basement membrane assembly; substrate adhesion-dependent cell spreading
Cellular component (GO): laminin trimer
Molecular function (GO): protein binding
Source: RefSeq, a predicted model, not a curated record
ACAAUCGCGAAGGACCGGACCGAAGAGAGCUCUCGGCGUCGCAACAGCCCCCGAUGGUGUGUGUGUAUCCGAGGGGCUGCGUCAGGGAUGUGAACGUCCCCUGCUCGCUGCAUGGAGAGGGGUAAAGACACAGAAAAUCCUUGUUAUUUAUUUAUUUAUUUAUUGGAAGCAAUGUACGGGUGACACCCAGAAGGCAUCCGAGCCCUGGAAAAAAAAAAAAAAAAAAAAAAAAAAGCAAACAGCAAACCCAAACAAAACAAAACAAAACAACAUCCAAAAACACCUCUGGAUGCAAACGAGAGCAAGAAGAAUAAGGCAGCAGCCUUGACCCCCUUACACUGAGAGGAAGGUGAGCAGAAAGAAAGAAAGAAAAUACAGAAAAGCCAUGCAAGAACCAAACCUGUAGAUUACUGCAGCAACUCUUUUUUGCUUCACUGAGGACAGAUAUUUUACUGACAGCCAUGCAGCAUAAAGGCAUAAUGCUGAUUGUGUUCUUGGAAUAUUUUAUAUCUGGGCAUGGGGAAGCAGAUCCCACAAGGCUACGAGCCUUGCGCUGCCAUGGCCGUUCCUGCAACCCUCCUGUGGGAAACCUUGCAAGAGGGAGGACACCAGUCACCCUGACCACGUGUGGCCAGAACAGUACAGAGCUGUACUGCUUCUACCCAGGCCAGAAUCUCCUGCAUCAGGUCUCCCACGUCUGUGGGCAGCCUCGUUGCACCAAAUGCAAUGCCAACCAGCCUGACAACUCCCAUCUCCCUGCUGACAUGACAGACGACUUCUUUGCAAACCCCAACUCCUGGUGGCAGUCUGCCCAAGGAGUACAUAGGGAAGAAAUCAGACUGGACUUUGAAACAGAAUUCUACCUGACCCAUGUCAUUGUUGUGUUCAAGUCACCUCGCCCAGCUGCCAUGGUGUUGGAAAGAUCUCAGGACUAUGGGCAGACUUGGAGGCCCUACAAGUAUUUCUCUGCCAACUGCACAGCGACUUUUGGGCUCCAGGAUGAUCUCAUUGAGGAGGCCUCCAUGUGCACUUCCAGGUAUUCAGAUGCAGUGCCCUGCACCAGAGGAGAGGUGAUUUAUCGUGCCUUAAGUCCAGCCAGCAAGAUCGAAGACCCCUAUAGUCCUGAGGCUCAAGAUCUCCUGAAACUCACCAACCUCCGCCUCCUCCUGUUAAAAAGACAGGAAUGUCCAUGCCAUGGCUCGGGAUUGGUAGAGAAGCCUCAGAGGUUUGCCCACUAUGCUAUUUAUGACCUGAUCAUCCGGGGAAGCUGCUUUUGCAAUGGGCAUGCAGAGGAAUGCGAGCUUGCCAACGGGACAGGAGUCAUGGAAAAUGUGGUCCAUGGGAAGUGUGUGUGCAGACACAACACAGCAGGGGACCACUGUGAGAAAUGUGCACCCCUUUACAAUGAUCAGCCUUGGAAGCCAGGAGAUGGAAAAACAGGGGCACCAAAUGAGUGCAAAAAGUGUCGCUGUCACAACCAUGCUGAUAGCUGCCACUUUGACCUGAGUGUUUGGCUGGCAUCAGGAAAACGCAGUGGUGGAGUCUGUGACAACUGCAAACACAACACAGAGGGACAUCGGUGUCAAAGAUGCAAACCGGGGUAUUACCGGGACAGAGGGAAACCCAUGUCUUCUGCUGAGGUCUGCAAACCUUGUGCCUGCCAGCCCAUGGGUUCAGCCAACGCAACUUUCAGCAGGAGCUGGCGAUGCCACCCCAAGACGGGAUUCUGCUACUGCAAGCCGGGUGUGGCCGGCCCCAAGUGUGACAGAUGUCUCAUGGGCUACUGGGGCUUCGGAGAGAACGGCUGUCGCCCUUGUGACUGUGCCAGAGACUGCGAUCAGCACACUGGGAACUGUUUCAAUGGCUAUGACAAUGAGCCAUUCUUUAACAUCCCCAUUGGGGGACGAAUCCCCGAGCUUGUGCAUGUACCAAUGAAUGAGAGCCAAGAGGAGUGGAAAUGGAAUGACCAUGAGCAGGGAUUUUCUGCACUGAGACAUCCAGAAAAGUGUGUGUGCAAAGAAAAGGUGCUUGGAAGCGUCACUGACUUCUGCCAAAUGAAAUAUGCUUAUGUGAUAAAAGCAAGAAUCCUAUCAGCUCAUGAUAAAGGUACCCAUGCAGAAGUUGUUGUGAAAGUGAAGAAGGUUCUGAAAGAAGGCAAAGUGAAAAUUGCUCGGAGCAACAGAAGCAUUUACCCAGAAUCCUGGACCAACAGGGGAUGUACCUGUCCCAUUCUCAAUCCUGGUACUGACUAUCUUAUAGCAGGCCAGGAAGACUCUAGGACAAGCAAACUCCUUGUGAACAUGAACAGCCUGGUGAAACCCUGGAAAGCAUACUUGGGAAAACAAGUAUCAGAUAUUCUUCGAACUGGGUGCAAAUAAUUUCUGCUUCAGAAGUUACAGUACUGAACUUUUGUCUUUUAGUAACACUGCAGUGAAAGGUGUAGUUAGUUCAUGCGUUCCCAUUCAACAUGCUCCUCACUGAAGUGAUGAAAGCAGACAUACUUUCUCCUUUCACACGUUUAGACAGAAAUCUUGGGACAUGACUACUCUUUAAAAAUAUGC